AUGUGGUUCGAAAUCCUGCCGGGACUGGCCGAUAUGGGUGUAUGUCUAACGAUCCCGGGAAUUAGCACAGCUCUCAUCCAAAAGUUCAGCAAUGGGGGCAAGGAAAAAAGAAUUGUCCGUAAUCAAUACCAGUGGAAUCUAUCAGAGAGGGACAGGAGGAUCUCUGGAUUUGGUCGUUAUUAUGAGGCUAAGGGGUUGGAGAACAUAACCGAAGACGCAUAA
Phascolarctos cinereus (koala) is the source of this 222-nucleotide messenger RNA. Its product is annotated as NADH dehydrogenase [ubiquinone] 1 alpha subcomplex subunit 1-like. Gene Ontology annotation, cellular component: respiratory chain complex I. The record is from RefSeq and is a predicted model, not a curated record. Lineage: Eukaryota; Metazoa; Chordata; Mammalia; Diprotodontia; Phascolarctidae.